GUUUCUCGGCGCGGAAGACGCUAGCAGCUCCCACCCCAACUGAAGCAAGCUAACUCACCCCGGACUUCGCAAACCGAAUCGCAAAAGGAGUCCGGCUCCAUUGUUGUUUCUCGGGAUCUUUUGCCCACUCCGCCCAGAUCUCCAUGCAGUCGCGUGGUCACCUGGGCCACUGCGGAGCCCUAGGGCACGUUGUAUGUAUGUACAUGGCCAAGUCGGACUCCCCUGCUAUACGGUUUAGUCUGUACACUAAGUACUUCGCCGAGUCUUGUAUGGUGGGGGGUCAUGCCCAGCAGUCACUGUUGAACCCGUGUGGGCAUCCUCGAAGGGAUCCGUCUGCUCCGAUCAGACAGGUGGAUCACCACGAUGGGCCUCCCCAGAAGCUGCUACUAUAUGAGGCUUCCUCUCGCCGCCCCUCUGGUGGAGCUACGACUUGAGGCUGGUCAGUCAAGCAACCUCUCGACUCCUCGUGCCUUGUCAGCCCCCUCCUCUUCCCCUUUCCUGGUGUCGCGUGCCCCAGCAACCAGAUCACCCCCUAACGCGCCAUGAAGGGCUUCACCACCUUGGUCACCGCCGCCCUCCUGGGCCGGGCUGUUGCGGCCCCUCCGGAACCGCCCACGAAGAUUGUCGAGAAGAGGGCUGCCCCUACGGUCACCAUCGCUUCAGGCUCCAUCGUCGGCGUGAGCCGCCAGGCCACCGAGGCCUUCAACGGCAUCCCCUUUGCGGAACCGCCGGUUGGCCCGCUGAGAUUGAAGCCUCCCGUCAGGCUCAACUCAUCUCUGGGCGUCUUUGAUGCCACGGGGAUUGCCCCGGCUUGUCCGCAGUUCUUUGCGGACUCGGACUCGAACGAUUUCCUGUCCAGGGUCAUAGACACCGUUACCAGCUUGCCUUUCUUCCAGAAGGCCCUCAAGGUCAGCGAAGACUGCCUGACCAUCAAUGUCAUACGGCCGAAGGGUACCAAGGCUGGCGACAACUUACCCGUCCUGUUCUGGAUCUUUGGAGGAGGUUUCGAGCUAGGCUGGAGCUCGAUGUAUGACGGCGGCCCCCUGGUUUCGAACGCCAUCGACAUGGGCAAGCCAUACGUGUUCGUGGCCGUCAACUACCGUGUCGGCGGCUUCGGUUUCAUGCCGGGCAAGGAGAUCCUCGCGGAUGGCUCGGCCAACCUCGGCCACCUCGACCAGCGCAUGGGUCUCGAGUGGGUUGCCGACAACAUCGCGGCGUUUGGCGGCGACCCCAACAAGGUGACCAUCUGGGGCGAGUCGGCGGGCGCCAUCUCCGUCUUCAACCAGAUGGCUCUCUACAACGGCGACAACACGUACAAGGGCAAGCCCCUCUUCCGCGGCGCCAUCAUGAACUCAGGCAGCAUCGUCCCUGCCGACCCGGUCGACUGCCCGAAGGGUCAGGCCGUCUACGACCAAGUCGUGGCCAAGGCCGGCUGCGCCGGGGCCAGCGACACCCUGGAUUGCCUCCGCCAGGCGCCUUACGACAAGUUCCUCGCCGCCGCCAACUCGGUCCCGGCCAUCCUGUCGUACAACUCGGUUGCCCUCUCGUACCUUCCCCGUCCCGACGGCAAGGUGAUCACCAAGAGCCCGGACGUCCUGGUCAAGGAGGGUAAGUACGCGGCCGUGCCCAUGAUCAUCGGUGAUCAGGAGGACGAGGGCACGCUCUUCGCCUUGUUCCAGUCCAACGUCACAAGCACCGACAAGCUCGUGGAGUAUCUCGGCGGUCUCUUCUUCCACGGGGCCACCACCGAGCAGAUCGAGGGUCUCGUCAAUACCUAUUCCACCUCGAUCCUGGCGGGCUCGCCGUUCCGCAGCGGCAUCUUGAACGAGAUCUACCCGGGCUUCAAGCGGCUCGCCGCCAUCCUGGGCGACCUCGUCUUCACCCUGACCCGCCGCGUCUUCCUCGAGGCCGCCACGACGGUGAACCCCAACGUCCCGGCGUGGUCGUACCUGGCCAGCUACGACGAGGGCACCCCGAUCCUGGGCACGUUCCACGGCAGCGACCUCCUGCAGGUCUUCUACGGCAUCCUGCCCAACUACGCGAGCAAGAGCAUCCAGAGCUACUACGCCAACUUUGUCUACAACCUGGACCCCAACGACGCGAGCGGCGGCACCAGCGCCAAGAGCAAGGUCGCCGAGAGCUGGCCGCGCUGGACCGGCACGGAGCGCAAGCUCAUCAACUUCUUCUCCAACCGGAGCGGCUAUCUGAAUGAUGACUUCCGGUCCGAGUCGGCCAACUACAUUAGCUCGAACGUGGGAGCUCUUUACAUUUGAGUGCAUGUUUUGGUUGUUUUCUUUUUUUUUUUUUCUAUUCCCUUUCCAAAUGAAUGAACGUAACUAUGGGCGAUCUUGAAGGGUUUUAAUGCUCUCCCUAGCAUUAGGAACGGCUGGCAUGUAUGCAAUGGGCUUGGGGUCAAUGAUACUAUUUCUUAUCUAGGUACAUAUCAGUUGGUUACGAAUGUCUUGGAUAUGAUCUUGGUUGGCAACUUGCACACACCAUACGGUGCCUAUUGUGGCAGUUAGGGAGUUAUCCGUUUACGCCCGUGCGUCCGGAGAGAGAGAGAGAGAGAGAGAGAGUUGCAUGUGACAAAGCCAACGAUGACUGCUUCCGGUCCUUUUUUGCCCAAAUGAGUCAGCAAUCAAGAGCUGAUGAUUGUUUUGCUUUUGAACCGCAUAUUACCCAAUGAUGAUAACCCGA
Molecule: messenger RNA, 2697 nt
Organism: Thermothelomyces thermophilus ATCC 42464
Lineage: Eukaryota; Fungi; Ascomycota; Sordariomycetes; Sordariales; Chaetomiaceae
Exons: 2
Coding region: 543-2273 (576 amino acids)
Source: RefSeq, a predicted model, not a curated record